GACGUUUUUGAACUACGCUCUAGGAUGUCGUGGUCAAGCGUUUUGCCGUCGCUCGUGCUUUAAAAUGCCUCAGGCACAAAACUACCUUCGUACUAGGUACAUCCCUGGGGUAUGUACGAUCUCUGUCUCAAUAGAUGGUAAGGUGACGAUUGAACCAUCACCACGAAAGAGGACCUCAGACCACAGGAGCCAUGAUGAGCGAAUACCUGGAUGAGGACGAUAAAAUCGAAUACUGGAAAAGUCAGCUCAACUCCGUCAUCCAUGAAAUCACAAAGGACAACGCUGGGAAGGCCGACUUGAAGAGCAAAGCGUUGCGGGACAAGUACAGCGAGCUGAUCAAACCCCUCAUCUCGCCCGGCCUCAGACAGAACUUCGUCGUGGAAAUCAUAGGCAACGAUUUCGUUCCCGUACCGAGCCGUGAGUUUCUCCUGAAAACUGCUGUUCCGGGGAACUGGCACUUGCUGGGACCAACCAAGCCCGGCGCCGAUACCGAGAAGGGCACAGCGCUUCACAAAGCUAUCGACUGUGACAAGCGGAAAAGGGACCAAACUUGGCUUCCAGCUUCGGCCUUCACGUCCCUCCUCUGCGAUCUGAUGAAAUCCGGCCUCCAGACCAAGACUUUGGAUCAAGACACGGCUGCCACAAUCCUCUCCGGGCGCCGCGGCCUCAACGGCCCAACAUGUCUUCACCUCGCGCUGAUGGAGGACAUGACUGAUGCCGCCACCCAACUCAUUGGACUCGCCGAUGAGAGCGUCCUAAAGCUUCAGAGGGAAAACGGAAACACGCCCCUACACGACGCCGUCGAGUUCCAACUCAAAACCCGUCGGAAAUUCUUGGUCCAGGCCCCACGUUGCAGCACUCCCGCUCUCCGAGCUCCCAUUGCGGAUUUUUCUCUUGACGCCGUCCGCGAGGAAAACGCGUCCAACUGUUGCAAGCGGUGUCUCGAUAUCGACGAGCAGUACCAAGGUCACAAGGCGAAGCGCGCUGCCGUUCUCCACUCCCUCUUGGCUAAGGGGCCUGUUGCCUUGGCCACGCCCAACAAGGCCGGGAUGCCACCGUACCUGUAUCAUAUCCGCGGCAGGGAGGCUUUCAGGAAGAAAAGCCCAAACGCCAACGAGCAGAUGGAGCAGCAACGGUGCAAGAUGGCCGAAAAGAAACUGGUAGCAAACUCUAGUACGGGGAACCUGAUAUUCCCGGAGUCGGUCAGAUUGCCAAGUCCUGUCCCUGGUCAACACCUGCCGCAAGCUGCCAAUGUCAGGGCAGCGAGAGCGCCCUCUGCAGCCACCACCGCUCCCACAAAGUGCCCGUCAAAAUCGGACCCAGAUUGCUUCUACCUCUCUGCCGAGGUGGAAACGUUGUUAUGGGACGCAUCUUUUCGUCUGGAUGGCUACGAAUUGGCCCGCCAAUGCCUUUUCCUGGCGACCGUUGCGAAAAACAAGGAAGGCGCGAAUCCUAGCACGGAUCUCAACGAUAACGGCGGCCGAGACGAGGAAGAGGAAGAGGAGCAGCACCAAGAAUUCAAGCCAAACCGAAGCGUUACACUCAAUACGCGAAGUCAGUAUGCCCGCUUCAAAUUCCUCCCUACGCUAGCCUACGUCCAUUUACGUGUGACGCCCGAUCCAACGCUCGAAGAGGAGCGGAUACCCAAAACCGCCGAGCAGCAGGUCAAGUGGCAAGCCAAAGCAUCGGAAGCUCUAGAGGAGCUGUUUAAGUGGCUGAAGGAGCGGAAGAAGGUCAAGCGGGUUUUGAAGCUUGUCGUAGAGGACAACACGUCGUUCCCGUGCGGCGAAGCCACCAUCCAAGCAUGCCUCCACGCACUCGAGGACAUUCGUUACCUGGAUUGGAGACGGCCUAAUAUUUCAGUUCAGCCGCUGCAAGAGGCCAAGAUGGUGGUCGAACUAUGGUUAUAUUCGACCGGUAUCAAUGCCGUUCUGUCGGGCUGGGCAGAUAAAGGGGGCCUUCAGACACUUGACAUGCUACGAGUUAUCAAUAUUGACGCAAAACAGGGCCUUGAGACUAAGGAGACCAAUCAAAGCAAUGUAUCCAACUUCAAGACAAAGCUGUCUAAGUGGUAUAAGGACUCAAGAACUCCGCCCAAGGUGAAUUCGAGUUUCGAAUCGGCCAACAACCCGCUGAGAAGUAGCACCCAAGGGGGCGGCAGCGACGGGGACAAUGCAAAGCCACUCAACAAGUGGCUCGAUGAUGUGAAGAGUCUAACCGCCAAACUCGGGGCCGAGAUCGAACUGACGGCCGCCGCCGGGAGUGGAGAGUCCGACUCGGACGCCGAUGACGAGAAUAACGGCGUCAAAGACGAUAAGGACUACGUUCGCGUGGCACUGAUUGACGACGGCUUGGACCCCGAGUGGGAGGGUCUCGGCAAGUUUCUAUCGGGGAGCGGAUGGACACAUGUUCCAGCAUCAUCAGCUAACUCUCCUGGCUACCAACCGCCGCGGCAGGAUCGCUGGUCGACACCAGGGCGUCAUCAGCACGGCAAUCGCAUGGCCCAGCUCAUCACCACCGUGUGCCCCUUUGUACGUCUCUUCGUGGCCAAGAUCGACUCUGGAGAGUGGGAGGACAAGCAGCCUCAUCCCACGUUUGAUGUGGACCACGCCAUUGAGGCUAUCCACCAGGCGAUCAGAGCAAAAGUCGAAAUCAUCUCGAUGAGUUGGAGCGUCCUGCUCUCCGACGCCGACGAAAGAAGGCGGAAGCUCAGGAAUGCCAUCGAGGAAGCGAGCAAACUUGGCAUCCUCGUCUACUGCGCCGCGCGGGAGGACAAGGACAGCACGCCGGGAGGGGAGAUGAAGGCCUGGCCCAGCUCCUGCGACGAGACCUUCAGCAUCGGGGCGGCGCACAUCUAUCAGGGGAAGAAGGACUGGGUGGGCCGCGACGCGCAGUUUCACUUCCCCUCGGAGAACGUGCUGGACAGCCAUGACCUGGUCAAUGGCGGAACCUCUGCGGCGACUGCCCUUGCAGCUGGGCUGGCCUCGUUGCUCCUCUUUUGCCUAAAGCGGAACCAGCGUGAUCGGGAGCGCGACGAUCAGGAUAAGAAACAACACCAGGAGACAACGGCACUAACAAUGCAGGGCUCUGUUGGGCAGCAGCAGAUUCGGCAACAACAACAACAGACCGAGAGGCGCUCGUCAAAGUUAUUUCACGCCGGGGAAGACUCUCGCGGCAUGAUAGAGAAGGUCUUUCAGAACCUGAGCGAAGAUAUCGGGGAUGGUCGAAUGUACGUCGACGUCGGGUCUCUGGCGCGAAUCACCCCGGCCUCGUACGCGGCUAUUGCUACGAAGUACUGCGAGCCGCAUAUCAAGCCCCUAGCGAGGAAGAAGACAUCACGGAAGUAACGAAAGACAAGGACAAGGCGUAAUUAACUACUGAAUAAUCACACAUGGUGACUUUAUAAGCACUCGGAGGGGUUAAUUGGGUUUCCCUCAACUUAUGUUAAGACAAAACAAGGACAUGAAAGGGGAUGG
Ilyonectria robusta is the source of this 3476-nucleotide messenger RNA. RefSeq lists its product as uncharacterized. The transcript is spliced from 6 exons. Gene Ontology annotation, biological process: proteolysis. The record is from RefSeq and is a predicted model, not a curated record. Bases 192 to 3347 code for a protein of 1051 amino acids. Gene Ontology annotation, molecular function: serine-type endopeptidase activity. NCBI's taxonomy places the organism in Eukaryota, Fungi, Ascomycota, Sordariomycetes, Hypocreales, Nectriaceae.